This is a messenger RNA of Magallana angulata, 1986 nucleotides long. RefSeq lists its product as uncharacterized. Lineage: Eukaryota; Metazoa; Mollusca; Bivalvia; Ostreida; Ostreidae. The record is from RefSeq and is a predicted model, not a curated record. The transcript has a single exon. Bases 60 to 1145 code for a protein of 361 amino acids.
CUUCACUUGCAACCCACCAAGUUAGUGUAGAAUCUGUAAUUGAAGGUUCUGAUUUUGAUAUGAACCAAUUGCUGGUAUAUAGUCCAGAUUCAUUUAUUGCAGGACAGUUGGGUAGAAAUGUUUCGGCCUGGGAAUAUGUGUUGGAGAGAAGUGGAGUGAAUGAAGAUACGAUAUUGAGGGUGAGAAAGUGGCUUACAGAGGGAGUGGAUGUGACAGAGUUUUUUACUCGUUUUAAAGGGAAUUUUCGUGGAAAGUCAUUUGAUUCUGAGUUGCCCCCAAGUGCUGUAUUCCCUAACUCUGCUUUAUGUAAAAAGUAUCAUGCUUUUAUUUGUGAUUUUUUGUAUGAAAAGAUAAGGUCAGGUGCUAUAAGAGUGCUCGGUAAAGUCGGUGAGUGUGAGAUGCCCCAUAUUGUGAUGCCAUUGACAACUGAACCAAGUAAACCAAGACUAUGUCAUGAUGACAGAUUUUUGAACCUCUGGGUGAAGGAUCUUCCGUUUCAGCUGGAGACUCUGAGAGAUGUUCAUAGGCUUGUAGGGUGUAAUGCAUUUCUGAUAACGACAGAUGAAAAAUCUGGAUACGAUCAUGUUAGGUUGUCCAAUGAUUCUCAGGGAUACUUUCGGCUUAUUUUUGGUGGUUAUGUUAUGGUGUAUACGGUACCUGUAAUUCCUUUUGGGUUCAAGGCAUCGCCUUUUAUAUACCAGACCAUUGGGAUGGUUGUUACGUCAUACCUUCGGAGUCGGUCUAUAAGUACUGUACAAUAUAUUGAUGAUAGGUUGGCUAUCGCGAAUGUCUCUGGUGCUGUGGACCCAUAUGUAGAAGGUUGUAAGGUCGCAUACAUAUUAGUAGAAGUGUUGACAAGGUUGGGUUACACUUUGGCCUUGGGGAAAUGCUCGUUUGUUCCAUUGACAUGCGUCAAGUUUCUGGGUUUUUUGGUUGAUUCCAAAAAACAAGCUUAUAUUUUGCCAGAGUGUAAGAAGUUGAAAUUUGCUGAUUUGAGAGAAAGUAUUCUUGGUUCAAAAGAACUUGCUGUGAAAACUCUUCAGCGAUUUGCUGGUAAAUGUAUAUCAAUGGGCCUUGCAGUUCCUGGUUGUAGGCUGUUUUGUAGGGAGGUUAACUUGGCAAUUUCUAGAGCUGUGUUUGACUGAUGAGCUGAGGAAGGAAUUAGAACAUUAGCGUUUUCUAGAUUCUUGGGAAGGUUGUUGUCAGUGGAGAAGUGAGUGUCAUCAGCAGGUUAUGUUGUCUUCAGAUGCAUCCUUGUACAAGUACGCGGCAGUGGUAAAGCAGGGUAGGAAUAGGUAUGAGAUAAGUGAUUUUUGGGAAGAGAAUGAUCAAAGACCUAUUCAUUUAAAGGAGGCGGAUGCUGUUUAUAAGGUGUUAUUGGCUCUUGGAGAGAACUUAGCUAAUUCUAGAGUACAUGUACUCACAGAUAACAUGGCUGUACUUAGUGUCUGGCAGAACCAGGGGGGAAAGAACUGGGCGUUGAACUGUAUUACAAAAUGUAUUUUUUCUUUGACUUUGAAGUUGAAUUUUGAGUUAAAUUUACAGUUUGUUCCUUCGAAGUGAUUCUAAUUCAAUGAAGGCCAAGGGGAGUGGGGUAUUGCGUCAUUUUACACCAUGUUCAAUGCCAUUCACUGCAGAGGUUGAUGUGUUCGCACAAAAUAUUCGAAAGGAGUUGAACCCCUAUGUAUUUCCUCCAUUUGGUAUGGUUUUUCCAGUUUUAUCAUUUUUGAAGGAACAAGAAAUUCCUGUAUGUACAUGCAUUCUUCCAUAUAGACAACCAGUGCCUGUAUGGCAGCCUCUCGUUGAGGAGUGUAAGAUAUCUAGUGUGGUGUUAGGCUGGCAGGGGGAAAAGGGGGUUAUUCAGGUACCUACGAAGAAAGGAUAUGUUCUUGAUAAUAAGGGGCUGAAAUGGGCAUUGAUUGCUUACAGGUCGACAUUUUCAGGGAAUAAACCUGUUUAAUCUUUUUCAGGAAGGGAGUGUCGAUG